This is a messenger RNA of Oncorhynchus gorbuscha (pink salmon), 3203 nucleotides long. Its product is annotated as ATP-sensitive inward rectifier potassium channel 10-like. Gene Ontology annotation, cellular component: plasma membrane. Bases 244 to 1524 code for a protein of 426 amino acids. The transcript is spliced from 7 exons. Lineage: Eukaryota; Metazoa; Chordata; Actinopteri; Salmoniformes; Salmonidae. Gene Ontology annotation, biological process: regulation of monoatomic ion transmembrane transport; potassium ion import across plasma membrane. The record is from RefSeq and is a predicted model, not a curated record. Gene Ontology annotation, molecular function: inward rectifier potassium channel activity.
CCCUCCUCACUCCUCACUCCUCUCCCUCCCUCUCCCUCCUCAUCCCUCUCCCUCCUCACCCCUCACCAUCACUCCUCUCCCUCUCACCUCUCUCCCUCUUCAGCUCUCUCCCUCACUCUAAUUUCCACCGUCAAGUCCUUUCCCAUUUAUCCGUUCUAUCCCCCUUCACCCCCGACCUCACUCCUCCAUCAUCAACUCCCCCUCCCACCAUCCCUCCCUUCUUCCCCUGAUAAAGCUGCAGCCAUGACGUCGGCCACUCCCCCCUCCUCGCGCGGCUCCUCCCCCCAGAAGGAGUGUCACUCCAUGACACAGACGGAGGUUCUGAAGCCGCUGCUGGGGGCAGGGGGGGCGGAAGGGGGGGGCAGCGUCCGACGGAGACGGCGCGUUCUCUCCAAGGACGGGCACAGCAACGUGCACAUCGAGCAUGUGAGCGGCCGUGGGGCGAUGUACCUGCGUGACAUCUGGACGACCUUCCUGGACAUGCAGUGGCGCUACAAGCUCUUCCUGUUCUCGGCCACCUUCGCCGGGACCUGGUUCCUGUUCGGGGUUCUGUGGUACCUGGUGGCGCUGGUGCAUGGAGACCUGCUAGAGUUUGACCCUCCGUCCAACCACACCCCGUGUGUGAUGCAGGUGCAGACUCUGACGGGGGCGUUCCUCUUCUCACUGGAGUCGCAGACCACAAUUGGCUACGGCUUCCGUUGCAUCACAGAGGAAUGUCCCGCUGCCAUCAUCCUCCUCAUCCUCCAGCUGGUCAUCACCAUGGUGCUUGAAAUCUUCAUCACUGGAACCUUCCUUGCCAAGGUGGCGCGGCCCAAGAAGAGAGGAGAGACAGUGAAGUUCAGUCAGUACGCUGUGGUGUCCAAUCACGAGGGCCGACCCUGCCUCAUGAUCCGUGUGGCUAACAUGCGCAAGAGCCUGCUGCUGGGCUGCUCGGUGACGGGGAAGUUGCUCCAGACGUCCCAGACCAAGGAGGGGGAGACGAUGCGUCUGGACCAGAGGAACGUUCCCUUCCAGGUGGACACGUCCAGCGACAGCCCCUUCCUCAUCCUCCCCCUCACCUUCUACCACAUCAUAGACGACAGCAGCCCGCUCAGAGCCUGGGCUGCCAAGGGAGGGGGAUGGACGGAUCCGGAUCUGGCAGACUUUGAGCUGCUGGUGAUCAUGAGUGCCACGGUAGAGCCCACAUCCGCCACCUGCCAGGUGCGCACCUCCUACCUGCCUGAUGAGAUCCUGUGGGGGUAUGAGUUCCCCCCCGUGGUCUCCCUGUCCCCGUCUGGGAAGUAUGUGGCGGACUUCACCUUCUUCGACAAGGUGGACAAAACGAAAACCCCGCCCCUCUUCAAACAGGGGUCCCCCCCAAGCCCGGCCAUGCACUCGUCCCGCAGCAGCAGAGGGGGCGCAGAGGAAGGGGCGGACCCAGAGAAGAUUAAACUAGAGGAGAGCUAUCGAGGGGAGGGGAGGGGGAGGGGCAGGGGGAGGGGGAGAGACAGUAGCCCCCUCAGUGUCCGUAUCAGUAAUGUAUAGAGAGAGAGAGGAUGGAGGGAGAGAGAGAGAGGGAGAGAGAGAGAGAGAGAGAGAGAGAGAGAGAGAGAGAGAGAGAGAGAGAGAGAGAGAGAGAGAGAGAGAGAGAGAGAGAGAGAGAGAGAGAGAGAGAGAGAGAGAGAGAGAGAGAGAGCAUGAAUGAGAUGGAAUGAGAGAGUUACGAGAGACGAGAAAAGAGAGCAGACUGUAUGGAGAUUGAUAACUUAUCAAGUGAGAAUAUAAAGUUGAAGGAAUGAGAGAUGAGCUGCUCCUCAGUUGGGAAAUGUGAACACACACACAGACACACACGCUCCUUUUUUGGACUUUAUGUGUUUGUAUCGCCCCUUGUAAGGAUUCAACAGGUGAUGUCCUUCAAAAGAACAAAAUACAUCCCAUUUGUGUCUACUGUCCUGUAAUCAAAGAUGGACCAAGAAAGCUUUUUAAACUUAAUUUGUCUGUAUUUUUUAUAAGAAGACUUUGUGUGACUGGAAAGGUCAAGGUUGACUGGUUUACCAGGACAAAACAUGGUUCACGAGGACAUAAUCAAAGGAACCAUGCAGUGGAGGCUGCUGAGGGGAGGACGGCUCAUAAUAAUGUCUGGAACAGAGUAAAUGGAUUGGCAUCAAACACAUGGAAACCAUGAUAACAUUACACUUAUUCCACUCCAACCAUUACCACAAGCCCAUCCUCCCCAAUUAAGGUACCACCAUCCUCCUGUGGAAUCAUUGUACUGUUACUGUUUUUAACACAGAAAGGUACUCUGUCUGCAGGACAUGAGAGUGGAAAUACUGGAUAUUUUUUUUUGAAGGAUUUUGAUUGAAUAUAUGAUAUUGUAUGUAUACUGUAUGUAUCUGUCCCUAACGAUGCGAUAUCCAGCAGUACUUAUUCAUCUGAGUAUAUGCUUAGCAGGGUUGGGUUCCAUUCCAUUUAAAUUCCGGUAAAUUCAGAAAGUAAACCAAAUUCCAAUUCCAAAUUUUCAUUGUCACUCAUUGAAAAGCACUGAAGAGAAAUUAAAUUGGAAUUGGAAUUUCAGUGUACUUCCUGAGUUGACUAGAAUUUCAGUGUACUUCCUGAGUUGACUAGAAUUGAAAUGUAAUUCAUUCCAACCCUGAUCUUUAGUGUUUCUGUUAUUUUUUACUUUAUUUUUCACUGGAAAAUAGGUAUGUUAACAAUACUAAAAGCACUUUAACUUGAUGUUUGUGUACACAAGCAUAUUUAUAUGUUUCAGUCAAUGUGCGUGCGAGACUGCAUGUAUGUGUGUUUUAACAUAUUCAUGUUCAUAUGCAUGUACUUGUUAUUCCUCCUGUACUUCAAUACCUGAUCACUGCUGUGGUCAUUCUAAAACGUGCCACUAAACUGUGCCUUUUGAUGUGCCAGUGUCUGUGCAGUCGAGCAUCAUAUUUCAAUAUCAUAUGGUGUGGUUAGCUGAUAUGUUAAACACCUAUCCACUCGUUGCGAGAUCUGGCAGGCGUCUGCAAUGAAGUCAGGCAAGAAUGCUACCAUUACCUGUGAUUGGUUAUAAUGUGUUGACCAGGCCAGGUCCCAUCUGUAAUACUGCAACCUCAUCACCCUAACAGAUAAUAUUCUAUGAAGUGUUACCCAGGCCAGGUCCCAUCUGUAAUACUGUAACAGAUAAUAUACAAUGAAAUGUCUGUUUUUAAUAAAAGUGCAGAUUUACAACA